Messenger RNA from Botrytis cinerea B05.10, 2949 nucleotides. RefSeq lists its product as hypothetical. The transcript has 5 exons. The record is from RefSeq and is a predicted model, not a curated record. Lineage: Eukaryota; Fungi; Ascomycota; Leotiomycetes; Helotiales; Sclerotiniaceae. The coding region runs from base 615 to 2825 and encodes 736 amino acids.
GAUUAUCUUAUCUAAUUGGGCAUAUUGGCCGGUUUGCCAGAGACUCCGCCUUACCUUUCCAAAAGCAAGUGCUUGCAAUGCAACGACACCGGCACUAUCACCAGUUUUGGCCAGUGUGUGAGGGUAGUAAGCGCUUAAAUUCUACCAAUGAACUCGCUCAUCUAGUGAACCUUCAAGCAUUAGAGAUUUCUCCCCCAAACUGUCGGGUUUGAUCCCCACCAUUUUUAAUAUUUCUUUGGUUAUGAGUGCGUCUCAAAGCACCAGUAGUUCUUCUCCACGACAAGCACAAUAAUUAUAGAUGUGCCCGGAUGGAGAGUCCUGCCGCUCCUAGCGAUGAACGCGGCGAUGGGGGCCAAAGAUUAUCAACAUGUAUUGGGUGUACAUGCUUCAUUAUCAAACACGACCCUGCCUUCUCGCGGAUGAGCGUUUGUGUGACCCCGCACGAAAUUCAAGGAGCACCAAGAAUGCAUAUGCCCUCAUAAGAAGGGAGGUUGUCCGCGUUUGUUGCACAUUUGCUCACAUCAAAGCUUUCCUCCAUAAUUCAACGUAUCGUUACUUUUUUGCCAUCGAUUUGAGCUUCGUUCACAACCUUAACACGGGAAACUCAACCAAAAAUGUCAACUGUGGCACCUGCUAAUGGAGCUUCUCCUCCUGCCUCCCCCCCGAGGACAGGACCUCGGGUGAACCGUACAGGUACGCCAACAAGCAUGUAUUCUAAUACAAACUCCCCUGUGGCCGCAAGACCUGUUUCUCCUGCAAGCUCGGCAAGCUCGGCAAACUCUGUAUCAUCUAAUCAGCCCUCUGGCCUGGGUCUAUCAACCACAAACAUAAAUCCACCACCCGUUUCACCAAACAGCUCAGUUCCCUCUAGUCCAACAGGCAAUGCAAAUCAACCUCCAAAAGCCAGCUCUUCAGCUGUAUCGAGAUGGGGCAUUGGGUGGGAAACGCCAACGCUCAUGGCAAUUUUUUAUAUUCUCGCUCUGGCCAUGGCCUUUGUUCAUCUCUUUCUCUUUCGCUAUAUUGAUGGAAAGAAAGCCGACGGUCCAGAUAGAGUUGCUCCGCAAACUUACAUCUCAACCGCUUCAAAUAUUCUCGCUAAUGCCUUCUCUUUUUUCCUGAAGUCGGCAUUGACAAUUGCUUUCGUUCAACAUCUGUGGCAUCUCAUGCGGGUCCAAACAAUGAAGAUCUCUACUAUUGAGACACUCUUUGGAAUAAAAUCGAACCCCCUUCAAAUAGUAACUAGCGCCGCCAUACGAUCCACACCCGCUUUGUGUGUCAUUUCCAUAAUCAUGAGUGGCAUGGCUAUCGCGGCUAGCUUUCCACCAGGUGCUAUCAAUGUUAUCUCGACGCAAAUAAUAUCUUAUCAGGUCGUUCCCGUGCCAACAUUCAAUGCCUCUUUCAUGGGUAAUGGCUCUGGUAUCGAUGCCAACGCUUACUCGCUGAUGGAAUUAAUCCCUCUUUCACCAAGUGGCUUUGUUGAUGGCGACUUUACCAGUGGCAAGGACAAUAAUCUCAUAGUCCGACUAGCACGUGAAGUUCUUAUUUCCGGUCAAACAUUCACACAGAGUUCACCAUGCGGUUCCAAUUGCUCAUAUGAAAUACAAUACGAAGGUCCUUGGAUCGAUUGUGUGAACUCCUCAUCCCAAUAUUAUCUCAAGACCAAUGAUACCUUCACCAUUUACAAUGGAACAUGGUCAUCGAAAAUCUCAGCAUCCUUAGCCCAUUCUACCUACAACGGUACUUACACACAAGCGACGUUCAAUAGUAGCACACUCACUCCCAUCAAAGCAAACGGUAUACAUGAUGUUGGUGCCCUUGGAGGCGAAGCAAUGGAGGCUUUAGUUCAAGAAGAUCUCUUAGUAUGUUCACCUGGUCGUGCUCUUUUCACGGUGAACAACAUAUGGGAAGACAACAUUCAGCGACGCGAAUACGACGUUGCACCAAUCUCUCAAUUGACCAACCUCGCACUUCUCACCCACCAAUCAGAAGUCAUCGUCCCCGGCUUCUGUGCUGAAACCGGGACCGGAUACGGAACUGGUCCCGCGAACUGGAGCACCGCCGCUUUGGAUUGGUAUCGUGAUAACAAUAUGAUGACCAUUUUUGCGUCUAUGUUGUCUUUCCUCGAUGGGGAGUAUCUUGCUCGGCUGGUCGCCACCAACAGUUCGAUCAAGCACAACGACUCAGCCUAUUAUACCGAUAUUGCAUGGCAGGAGGCUAUCGUUGGCAAUAAUGAUUUUCUCGCUCAAAGCACGGGUGAAAACGGCACCUUGAUUGACAGCACUCGCUUCAACACGGCCUUCGCCCAAUACACACCCUUCGUCUCUUCAUACCCAUCCUUCAACAUGACCACCUCAACCCUAAACUCUUACCUUUUCAACCUCACCACCUCCGCUAUGCUCUCUUACAACAACUGGAACACAACCUCCAAUGCCACCAUCGUCGACACAAUAAACAUUUACACCUUUUCGCAGCCUCUCAACCUCAUACUUCCCUACUUCAUCACCCUAGGAGUAUCUCUCCCCUUCCUCCUCCUCGGCUUCUGGUCACUCUAUCGCAAUGGCGUCAGCGCCACCGAUAGCGGAUUCAUUCAACUGCUCGCCACCACAACCGGAAGUCAGGCAUUAGAAGAUGCAGCCGCUGCAAGCUGCUUGGGAGGCAGUAACCACAUCGACAAAAUCUUCAAAGAAACGAAAAUUCGCUUUGGGGAGUUGGUUGAUCCCAACAACCUGAAUCCAAAUGCGAACACGUUGAGGAGAGCAGGGUUUGGAAUCGAGUCGGAAGUGAGGGAUCUGGAAAAAGGUGCUCAGUAUGGAAUAAUGCGGUAGCCAAAUUUUUUUAUUUUAUUUUAGCGUCCAGGGAGAGUUUGGAUGGAAGGUGAUAGAUAUCUUCUUCAUAUAUAUAUAUUUUUUUCAAAAAAAUAAAUAAUUCAAUAAAUACAUCAUUUCAACA